Messenger RNA from Closterium sp. NIES-67, 915 nucleotides. The record is from the annotation of a GenBank genome assembly. NCBI's taxonomy places the organism in Eukaryota, Viridiplantae, Streptophyta, Zygnematophyceae, Desmidiales, Closteriaceae.
GUGUUCUGAAAUGGAUUCGAGAUAGUAAGGCACGAGCGUUCCGGGUUAUAUAGAGGUCCUGAGGAAACUCUGGAGACAAACUCCGCGUUCCGUCGCGCACGGUCCCCUUGGAGCGACGGCGUUGCGGCCUCCGCUGGAUGCAACCAACCCACCAGCACCGCGCAAUCUCCGUAGUCCGUCGAGUCUUCGCUUAUCGUCGCAGCGGCGUCGUCGGUCGUCGCAAUGGCCCCUGCGACGGCGAGCUCGCAGGUGGCGGCGCUGCAGCAGUGGGCGGCGCGCGUGCUGCUGGCGGAGCUCGUCGCGCGCGACGACUCGGUGUGCGAGAUGUUCUGCGGGCGCGGUGAGGACACGGCGCUCUGGGUGCAUGCCCGCAUCUCCUCCUACCUUGGCGUCGACCUGACGCCGUCGUCGCUGGAGGAGGCGGCGGAGGAGUGGCGGGCGCACGGCAUGCCGUACGCUGCUGCCUUCCACUACGCCGACCCCUCGCUCACGCCCCUCUCCCUGGAGUCGGUGGGUCGCAGUGCGCCAUUCAACGUUGUCUGCUGCAGCCCGCGCGUGCAGUAAGGGUAUAGAAGCGAAUUCUAAAACAAACACAGAUACUUUUUGAGGGAAAAACAAAUCGAAUAUCUAGUUGCAUUCAUAUUCGGACAAACGCUUGUCCUGUGACGAAUCGAAUAGCUCCGAAUAUGGUUCGAAUCCGAGUAGAUUCGAAUCCGGCACUUCCUGUCUUUGUCCGCGUCCAUGAGGCCAUUGGGUUCUACCAAGCGUGGUAAGCAAAGCACCCCCCUCCCCCUGUCGCCAGCACCUCUUGCUGCCUCCACACUGCGUUCUCCUCCAUCAUUCGUGCAUCCUUCAAUGUUUUCUAUGCUGUCUUUAUUCACGUUGAAGCACAUUCAAUGGUAACGCACCAUAUAU